AUGUCCGACCAAGAAACCAAAGAUGUCUCGGAAGGUCCAGUUGACAGUGACAAGAAUCGCGAGGUCGAAUCUGUAGCAAGUGAAGAACCAAAGCCAGAGCAGGAUUCUGCCACCCUUUCCGAUGGAAACAAAGUCUUGGUGGUUCUGGACGAUGAACAACCAAAUAGUAGUUUGGAGAUAUACUUGGAUGCGUGUCGAGAAGGUGACCUUGAAAAAGUAAAGGAACUCUUAUCAAGCGGUGCAGUGGACGUCAAUGACACUUUGCAAGAUGGCAACACGGGCUUGCACUGGGCAUGUUUGAACAAUCGAUUGCAAUUGGUGAAAUACUUGAUUGAAGAGAAAAAUGCAGACCCCAAUCGAAAAGGUGGUGAGAUCCACGCUACACCGCUCCAUUGGGCUUGUCGUUCCGGGUUGGUUUACAUCGUCGACUAUCUAAUUUCGGAGACCACUGCUGAUCCCAACUUGCGAGACUCGCAAGACUACAACGCGCUCCAUUUAGCUGUCCAUAGCUCCAACAUCAUGCUCGUGGUUUACUUGUUGGUGAGUUGUUGUGACGCCCACAGUGAGAAAAAAAUGUACGUCGACGAGCCCGAUGGCUCCAACCGAACUUCGUUGCAUUGGGCCAGUUAUCAAAAUGACAUUUACACCGUGAAUGCCUUGAUUCGGUUUGGCGCAGACGUGACCAAAGUUGACAAUACCUUGUUCACGCCUCUCCACUGGUCAUUCAUGGGCGGGUACAAGAACGUGAUGAAGUCGUUGGUGGAAGCGGGAUCGGAUAUCUUUGUCAAGAAUGAUCAAAACAAAAACAGCUUCGAUGUGGCCCAGGAUAUGGACUGUCUUUUUACUUGGAAAAAAGUGCUUUUAGAGUGUGGCAAAGAUCCGAAAAGAGAUUGGAGCCAAAAGGUGCAUUGGAUACCGUCUAGGAUAGGCAAGCUCUUGACCUUUUUGGCACCGUAUGCUCUACUACCUAUAGCGCUCGCAAUCUGCAGCACUUCGAGCGGGUUGGCCAUUCCCAAGAUUGUCUUUGCAUUUGCAUUUUUUGCAUUGGGUGUUUACCUCGUGAAAACUUUCAUCAUUCCAACAUAUUUAGUCGACGAUAACCCGCUUUUCAAAUCGCCAUUUCUCGCGGGGGUGUUUUCGUCGACCGCAUUCUGGUGCAUAUUGGUAUGGAUGUAUAACAUUCUACCCAAUACUAUCUUCAGCAACUUUAUCGCCAAUGUCCUCCUUGCAAUCAUCAUUGUGAUUUUCGUGUGGACGUUUUUCAAAGCCAUGUUUAUCAACCCCGGUUUUGUACCGAUACCAACGGACAAUGCAAUCAUCCACCAACAGGUCAAGGACUUGAUCAAGGAGAAGAAAUUGGACACCGAGCACUUUUGUGUCAACACCUUUAUUCGCAAGCCGUUGCGGUCGAAAUACUCCAAACACAAUAGGAAACUAGUAGCUCGCUUUGACCACUACUGCCCCUGGGUGUACAACGAGAUUGGGGUGAGAAACCACAAGUUGUUCAUAACGUUUGUUUACGCGUUGAAUUUGGCCAUCUUGAUGUUUACGUAUUUGUCGAUUGAAUGCUUUGACAAACUCAAGGACGGAUACGAGUCGGACGAUGAUGAAAAAGGAGAAAGUUUCUUGUGUUCCAUGCUUGGCGACGACCUCUGCUUUGGUUACAAGAAUCAUCAAUUCCAUUUCAAUUUAAUCGUGUGGUGCCUCAUCCAGUACGUGUGGAUUCUGUUUCUAUGCGUCGUGCAAACAUUCCAGAUCUUGAGAGGCCUCACUACUCGCGAGUUUAGCUCGUUGAAUACCAGGGCAUCGACAGCGAGACACAAUCUUUCAGCAGCAUUACCAGCUGACAACUCCGACUCCGAAGCGCGGUCACUGGCUCCUACGCGUAGACAUAAUGAGAUGCAGACAUGGUUGCACUUGUUGGGAAUCGACCAAUUUGUCAUGACGUUGAAAAUCACCAUUGCUUCUUUGUUCUCCGAUGGCGCGAGAAGACAAUACGAUCCACUUCACAUUGCCAUUCCAACGGACUAUGGAAUGAUACAGAACUGGCUAGACUUUUGGGUCAUUGGAGAAGUCAGCUGGAGAAGUGUCUUGUUUUUGCCCAUUGAAGGAGAGAAUAACUUGAAUGGUGAAGUUGUGGACUACUAUCGAUUGUAUGAGUAUCCUCCAAAGUCUCUGGAACAAACCGUAUAA
Messenger RNA from Lodderomyces beijingensis, 2193 nucleotides. NCBI's taxonomy places the organism in Eukaryota, Fungi, Ascomycota, Pichiomycetes, Serinales, Debaryomycetaceae. The record is from the annotation of a GenBank genome assembly.